AUGGAGAAGGUGGUGAGACAUAUGGGGGAAAUUGAACAGCCGUGGAAUUGUCCGCAUGGAAGACCGACGAUGAGACAUCUUUGUGGGUUGGGUUUGUGGGAUGGGGAGGGAUGGAAGGGGGAUUUGGGGGUGCAGACGGAUUGGGCUGGAGAAGGAGAAGAUGAAGAUGAAGAUGAAGCGAAUAAACCUCUCCGAGCAUCGGGACCCUGGAAAUAUUAUGGUAGAUACUAUGGAGAUAGUAGGGCAUUGGUAUGGUAUGGUAUUAGUGUCGGGCUUGUGUUUUAG
Sclerotinia sclerotiorum 1980 UF-70 is the source of this 285-nucleotide messenger RNA. RefSeq lists its product as hypothetical. The record is from RefSeq and is a predicted model, not a curated record. NCBI's taxonomy places the organism in Eukaryota, Fungi, Ascomycota, Leotiomycetes, Helotiales, Sclerotiniaceae. The transcript is spliced from 3 exons. The coding region runs from base 1 to 285 and encodes 94 amino acids.